AUGGACGCGAGAGCGCAUGCCAAGGCUGGCGACUUCUCCGCAAAUCCUUCCCUUUCGGGUGGACCGUUCUCCACGCCGAACAUUCCGCCAGCGUCCAAGAGCCAGUCCCAACCGGCAUUUGCGACGGCUACUCAUCCUCAUCCUCAUCCUCAUCCUCAUCCUCACCUUCACCAAUAUUGCGCCCUGCCUUUUCACACGGCACCGACUACGUCUGAUCGCACGGGUAGAAACACGCCUCCCCUCACUCCAGUCGGCGCAAACGAUGCGUCGGCCUGUAGCUACGGCUCAGCUCCUCCUCCUCCUCCCGCACAUGCAGCACAUGCGCAUGCGCCUAGACUCCUCCCCUCAGCGACUGGCUUGAUGGCGACCGAACCGCAGGCUGCCGGCCUGCGUUCUACAUACGACCAGGCUAUUGGCAGCUUCGAUGACGAUAAUCUGAGCCAGACAAGCUCGCGCGACCAAGAGAUUUCAUAUGGAGGAGGCGAACAUGCUCCCAUGGGAAAAUCCCACAACGACAACAACAACAACAAUGGCUCCGGACAGCACGGCAAUGACCAUGACCAUGACAAACCGGCCUGGAGUGAUAUGAAAACCAAGGCGGGCAAGGAAAGGAAACGACUGCCGCUCGCAUGCAUUGCGUGUCGGAGGAAGAAAAUUCGAUGCUCGGGCGAGAAACCCGCUUGCAAGCACUGCUCCAAAUCGCGGAUACCAUGUGUGUACAAGGUCACCACGCGCAAGGCCGCUCCACGAACAGACUACAUGGCAAUGUUGGACAAGCGACUCAAGAGAAUGGAGGAGCGCGUCAUCAAGGUGAUUCCGGCCGGAGAAACGAGAGACAUGACGGCCAUUGGCCGAAGCCAGGUUAAACCGACACCCCAAGGCCAGACAAAGCCGGCGUCAAGGGCAGCCCAAAAGAAAAGAUCGGCGGACGAGGCUUUUACUUCUGAAUUAAAUGCAUGGAUGAGUCACUCGGGGAAUGUCACUGUGCCCGAUGCCUUCCCCCUCAGUCGAGAAGGAAAGUCUCUAGAAGGGACAGGAUUGCUCACCGAGGGUGCCGAGUUUCUCCCUUCUCUGGAAAUCCAGGAACACCUUUCUGAGGUCUUUUUUGACUGUGUUUAUGGCCAGUCGUACCUCUUGCUGCAUAAACCAAGCUUUAUGCGAAAGCUAAAAACCGGGGCAAUCCCGCCGGUCGUCAUAUUGGCCGUUUGCGCUGUCUCUGCGCGAUUCUCGACCCAUCCUCAAAUCAAUUCAGAGCCGGCCUUUUUGAGGGGAGAAAACUGGGCCAGCCCCGCCGCAACUAUAGCAAUGAAACGCCACGAUGAACCCAACAUUACCAUUCUAACCGUCUUUCUCCUCCUUGGACUCCACGAAUUUGGCACCUGCCACGGCGGUCGAAGCUGGUCAUUCGGCGGCCAGGCUCUAAGGAUGGCCUACGCUUUGCAGCUCCAUCGAGAAGUCGACCAUGAUCCGCUUAGCCAUAGCGCCAAAUCAUCUGAACUGAGUUUUACCGAUCGGGAGAUACGGAGGCGCACGAUGUGGGCAUGUUUUCUGAUGGACAGGUACAACUCAUCCGGAAGCCAACGCCCCCCAAUCGGUAACGAAAAGUUUAUUCAAAUACAGCUUCCAGUUAAGGAGUCACACUUCUUGAUGGAGAUUCCAGGUCCAACAGAAGACCUAAGCGGCGACGUACCCAAUCCCGUGCCAGAGGGCCAAGGUCAGCUUUCCGACCCGAAAGUUAACAUGGGAGUUUCGGGUUAUAUAAUUCGAACAAUCAUUAUAUGGGGCCAUAUUGUUGAUUACCUCAAUUUGGGAGGGAAAAGGAAGGACCCAUACCCUCUAUGGGACCCUAACUCCGGCUACAUGAGGCUGAAAAAAGAAAUUGAAGAUUUUGCCUCUUCUUUGCCAAAAUCCCUCGUAUUCAACAAUGAAAAUCUUCAAGACCACGCAGCGGAAAAAGUGGCUAACCAAUUUAUAUUUUUACACAUCAUCAUUCAUCAAAACAUUCUCUUUUUGAACCAGUUCGCCAUACCUCUGGCUCCAGGAGGCCGUCCGCCAAAAGGUAUGCCGAUGACCUUUUUGAGUGACGCCGGCAAGGCUGCAGUGGAAGCAGCACAUCAUAUAUCCUCGUUGAUUGAUCAAGCAAACGGUCACUCACUGACUGUUCCGUUUGCAGGCUAUUGUGCAUACUCGGCCAGCACCGUACAUAUCUGGGGCAUCUUUUCGAAAAAUGCACAGCUGGAAGCACGUUCCAAGGAAAAUUUACGCCACACUUACCGCUAUCUCAAUCAAAUGAAACGAUAUUGGGGUAUGUUUCAUUACAUGGUUGAAAGUGCCAAAGAUCGAUAUCGGCAAUUCGCAGAUGCUGCUAUUCGGGGCCCCAUGCCGAAUACAUCUGCAUCUUCGAAGGAGACUCAAUCCAUGUUUCAGUAUGGGGAUUGGUUUGAUAAAUAUCCCCAUGGAGUCUCCAGAAUGCACUGGGAAGAUCCCGACACAACCAGUACGAAUGAGACUGGUGAUGACGCCGUCAUGGGCCAGCGGCCUAACCUACAAAGUGUAGAGGAAUUUUUUGCCAGUCUAUCGCCUAGCCAGGCGACCAUUGAGCCACGGAAACAACGGAAAAAAUCAAAUAACCACACAGCAUCAUCGUCUCUUCCAUCCUUACCACAGUCGACAAGAACAGGCUUCACUACACAAUCACAGAACCAGCCGGUGAUGGACUUGUCAGCGGCGAACGCACCGGCUAUGAUCAACUCUGGGAUAAAUUAUGCAGACUUUGGCGAUGCUGGUUUAUUCCAGACACCCGCCGAUGUUUUUGACCAACCGGCCUUCGAUUUUGGAAUGACGUCCGAUCAGAUACCUCAACUCGAUCGGCACUUUGUCUACGGGUCGUAUUCUGGAAUCAACCCAUCUGCGGUGGCCUCUGGCCACCUAGGGCUACAAAAUGCCGAGAACCAGCCCGGUGGAAAUAAUAAUAAUAACAAUGAAUCUUCCGCAGUCUGGACCGACCCUUUUGCUCCAGCCGGCACGGGAGAAUUCCAUCAGCCGAGUGCCUGGUUCUUACCCUUUAACCUCGAACCCCUUGGCGGCGGUAUGGGGGGUGAUAUCGCAGGUCAAUUGCAAAAUCCACCGGCCACUGACCUGGGCGGUGCUGGUAACGUGUUGAAUACGUUUGAUUUGGGUAUGUCGGACAUGAGGAAUCAGGGGCCGACGACAUGA
Messenger RNA from Talaromyces rugulosus, 3216 nucleotides. RefSeq lists its product as uncharacterized. Gene Ontology annotation, biological process: regulation of DNA-templated transcription; DNA-templated transcription. NCBI's taxonomy places the organism in Eukaryota, Fungi, Ascomycota, Eurotiomycetes, Eurotiales, Trichocomaceae. The record is from RefSeq and is a predicted model, not a curated record. The transcript has a single exon. Gene Ontology annotation, molecular function: zinc ion binding; DNA binding; DNA-binding transcription factor activity, RNA polymerase II-specific. Bases 1 to 3216 code for a protein of 1071 amino acids. Gene Ontology annotation, cellular component: nucleus.